GGGGAUCACAGGGAGCAGAGAGAGAGGGAAAGCAGAGAGGAAGGCAGAGAGAGAGAGAGAGGGGACAGAGGCAGGGAGUAAAGAGAGAGAGAGUAGAGAGAAAAAGGCAUUGUGCAGAGAUUGCAGGGACAGGCAGGUUACAGAGCGGCUACGAUCCACAGCGCACCAGCGACAUGGGCCACACACAGACCUCUUUGUCUCCACUCAGGGAGUGAAGAGACGAGACUAGGACUGGGAAGAGGACAGUACACUGCGAGAGGAAGUGAUUUGAAGAACAACUGUGUUUCCGCAGCUUUUGCUGGGGCACCUUGAGUGGCGGGACGGUAAGGUACCAGCUGUGAGUGUCAUCUGGCCAUGAGAGAGUGACGGAGAAAGGACAUCUACUGCUACUGAGGACGUCUUGGUAUCUUCCUCUCCUGCCUGUCCCCAUGUCUAGAGGAGGGAGGCCCCCGGGUGGGUGGGCCCCGAUGUGGCCCCUGGCGUGUGCACUGACCCUGGCUGCAUGCUCGUCGGUCAGCCCCCUCCUCCAAGAGACCACCUCUGAUCUUCCCAUUGCUACAGAGACACAGACUGGAGUACGGACACAGCCAGAGCUUCAGACAGAGGCACAGACUGUGGCACAGACACAGACAGAACCACAGACACAGCCUAAGCUACAGACUGAGUCACCAACAGAGUUAGAGUCACAGGCAGCUACCAGCAACCACACAGGUCUGUUGUGUGUGUCCGUGCUUCCCCCGAGGCGCGGGUCAUUCUAUGUGGAGCAUGGGACAGGGGUAUCGGUGGGUACAGUGCUGGCCUUCUGGUGCAGGGAGGGCUACCAGCUGGUGGGCAGUGAUAAGAUCUCCUGCAGCGUCUGGGCAGGCAAACCCCAGUGGAGCAACUUCCUGCCAGUCUGUGAGGCCAUAUCGAGGCCAGAGGACCGGGGUCUGCGCGUGGCCGUGUUGGCCUCAGUGGUCAGUGGCAUCGUCAUCCUGGCAAUGUCUCUCUCCUUCAUCAUCUGCUGCCUGCAGGAACGCACUGGGAAGGAUAGGGCCACCAGGAGGGACGGCAGGAACAGGCGUAGAGACACGCGGUCUUCUCGGCGUAGUGAAUGCUGGCUGGAGAGAGAGGAGGGGGACUGGGGCACGUUUCCCCCUCCUAAGAUCUUCCACCUGUCACAGCGGCCGGACCUCCGGCUGGCUGCAGAAAGCCCUGUCUACCUGGGGGGCAUGGCCGGCUUCGACAACUGUGGAUACCAGAGGAGUCAGGAGAGCCUACUGAAGGCCCCGCUUCCUGGUCUGUUCCGGGUGGAGAGUCAGAUCAUCUACCCCCACGUGGUGCUCCAGAGAGUCCCCACCCCCACUGCCCCAACUGCCCCUGUCUACCCCCACAACAUUCCCCCCAACUCUGCCUCCAACUCCGGAUGUGCUCCCUCACAGCCACACCACAUGCCCCCAUAUCCUACCCCGCAGUAUUCCAUCCACAACUCCACCCCCCAGCGAGUUCCAUGGCAAAUGCAGCCCCAUUGAACUGUCACUGUCCACUCGCUCUCUCCCUCUCUGGAGGUCAAGUGUCAAUGAGGAAGGAUCAAAUAACACACUAUUCCCUAAUAAGUGCGCUACGUUUGAGCAGAGCCCCAUGCAGCUAACCUUCUACAAGUUUUGGUCAAAAGUAAUGCACUAUACAUCGGGAAUAAGGUGUUAUUUGCCAUUUGAGAACAGCCCUCAGACCCCUGUCAGCGAGAUGCUUCUACUACUGCAAGGAUGGCUGGAUGGGACACGUGUUACUGUAUAUACUGUAUGAUAUGGACUGACAGAGAGACCAGAGGGUCUUUUCCAGCACUUUCUGACUCCUCGCCUCUUCUCUCACUGAGAAAGCCCUUUCUGCUGUUUCUAGUGUAUCUCUACACGGCAGAGGAGGUUUUUCUUUCUCUACCAUUCUCUCUGUGUCUCCUGUCAAGGCUUUUGUUCAUUUUGUUGUGUCCUCCAUUUUCACAAGAGGUGUCUUCCUAUUCGUCUUCUGAUUGGUCAAAGUCCCCUUCAGACCCGGGCCUAUCAGGACACAUCCACUUGUUGAUGUCACUGACUGAAGACUGUGAGAUGUUGUUUGGCGGUGGUCCCCAAGUCGUCACCGACCAAAGAAGAAAUGGACUUAGCUGAGGAAGGUGGCUGCAGAAAUCAUCCCCAAUACCAUGUAUGGGUGUAUAAUAUAUUAUUCUUAAAGGUCAUGAAUAUGCAAAUUCAUGUUUUUCAUGAAAUUGGAUGAUAUUUGGAUGAAAGUAUGAUGGCCAAAGUAUGAAAAAUGACUGUUUCGUCUACAUUGAUAAAGUUUGGAUUCUUGGAUUCAGGAGGCGGGAUUAUUAAGGGGAUAGGGUGACAUCACCCUAACUCUCUCAUUUUAAUACACCAACGUGGAACUAAAGGGGGGACAGGUCGUUCAAAACUCUGACACAGUUGUCAGGUCAACACAUGCU
Oncorhynchus gorbuscha (pink salmon) is the source of this 2455-nucleotide messenger RNA. RefSeq lists its product as uncharacterized. Gene Ontology annotation, cellular component: plasma membrane. Bases 429 to 1511 code for a protein of 360 amino acids. The transcript has 5 exons. NCBI's taxonomy places the organism in Eukaryota, Metazoa, Chordata, Actinopteri, Salmoniformes, Salmonidae. The record is from RefSeq and is a predicted model, not a curated record.